AUGAAUUGUCGUUCUUACUACCAUUUAUGCAAGAAAGAGACAUGCAGUACGUUAGAAGAUGUCAGUGAUGAUGAUAAUGAAGAUGAACCGAAUGAAGACGAAUAUGAUGAUACAAACAAUGAGAAAGAAGAUGAUAGAAACAAUGAUAAAAGAGAUCGAAACGAUGAUAGAAAAGAUGAUAGAAACGACGAUAAAAACGAUGACAAGGAUGAUAAUGUGGAUGAGGAGUUACACGCUGAAAAUGAAAAAAAGAGAAAACAAAAAGAAAUUGACAGAAAAAUUAUCACUAAAGCUAAGAAUAAAGAAAAUAAAUGUCAAACACAACCAGAAACGGCAUCAGCAGUGAUGAUAAAAUAUUAG
Messenger RNA from Temnothorax curvispinosus, 360 nucleotides. Its product is annotated as phosphopantothenoylcysteine decarboxylase subunit VHS3-like. The transcript has a single exon. Lineage: Eukaryota; Metazoa; Arthropoda; Insecta; Hymenoptera; Formicidae. The record is from RefSeq and is a predicted model, not a curated record. Bases 1 to 360 code for a protein of 119 amino acids.